Molecule: messenger RNA, 2912 nt
Organism: Monopterus albus (swamp eel)
Lineage: Eukaryota; Metazoa; Chordata; Actinopteri; Synbranchiformes; Synbranchidae
Product: prolyl 4-hydroxylase subunit alpha-1-like
Exons: 15
Coding region: 179-1801 (540 amino acids)
Biological process (GO): peptidyl-proline hydroxylation to 4-hydroxy-L-proline
Cellular component (GO): endoplasmic reticulum
Molecular function (GO): iron ion binding; procollagen-proline 4-dioxygenase activity; L-ascorbic acid binding
Source: RefSeq, a predicted model, not a curated record
UAAUAAUAAGAGGAAGAAGCAGUAGUAGCAGCUGCUGCGUGUUUGUUGCUGUUAGCUUGACUCUGGAGCAGCACAACCGGAGACUUGGACGUUUUCCGGGCUACAUUUUAAACCGACUUGUGAUUUCCUGUCUUCACAGCUCUCCCCGGGGAUAAAGCUGCUUGUGUCUGCAGGCUGAAUGGCUGGAUGUUGGUGGCUGUUGAUCCACUGUGUCCUCUUUGCUUGCUCCUCAGCUCACAGUGACCUCUUCACCUCCACUGGCCAGAUGACUGACCUGCUGUUCAUAGAGAAGGACCUGGUCACCUCUCUGAAGGCCUACAUCAGAGUGGAGGAGAACAAGCUGGAGCUGAUCAAACAAUGGGCCGACAAACUACACGUCCUCUCUGCUGCUGCCACUCAGGACCCUGAAGGUUUCCUGGGGAACCCAGUGAACGCCUUCAAACUGAUGAAGAGACUCAACACAGAAUGGGGGGAGCUGGAGAGCCUGGUGCUCACCGACAUGUCUGAUGUGUUCAUCUCCAACCUCACCAUCCAAAGGCAGUACUUUCCUAAUGAUGAAGAUCAGGCAGGAGCUGCCAAAGCUCUAAUGAGGCUGCAGGACACCUACCAGCUGGACACCAACACCAUCUCCACCGGACAGCUGCCAGGCUUGUCCUCGGCCGCCUCGCACCAGGCCUCUUUGACUGUGGAUGACUGCUAUGACCUCGGGAAGGUGGCAUACUCGGAGGCAGAUUACUACCACACAGGGCUGUGGAUGGUUCAGGCCCUGAAGCAGCUGGACCAGGGAGAGAUGUCCAGUGCUGUGGAUGCUGUCACCAUCCUGGACUACCUGAGCUACUCUGUCUACCAGCAGGGGGACCUGGAGAGGGCGCUGCAGUUUACCAAGAGGCUGCUGGGGCUCGACCCGAUGCAUCAGCGAGCCAAUGGGAACCUGAAGUACUUUGAGUAUCAGCUGAGCAAACAGAAAAAGGUGGAGGAGAGGACUGAGGGGGAGGCUGAGGGGAGGCAGAGGAGGGAGACCCGGGGUCAACCUGACGAUUACCUGCCAGAGAGGAAGACGUAUGAACAGCUGUGUCGUGGCGAGGGCCUCAGGAUGAAUCCUCGCAGAGAGAGCCACCUUUUCUGCCGUUACUAUGACAACAACCACCACCCGAGGUACGUGAUAGGUCCGGUGAAGCAGGAAGAUGAGUGGGACCGCCCCCACAUUGUCCGGUAUCACAACAUUGUGUCGGACAAAGAGAUGGAGAAGGUCAAAGAGCUGGCCAAACCCAGGCUCAGACGUGCCACGGUGCAUGACCCUCAGACAGGCAAACUGACCACGGCCCAUUACAGAGUCUCCAAGAGCGCGUGGCUCGGAGCGUAUGAACAUCCAGUGGUGGAUCAGAUAAACCAGAGGAUCGGGGACCUCACCGGCCUGGACGUCACCACAGCUGAGGACCUGCAGGUGGCUAACUAUGGCGUCGGAGGGCAGUACGAGCCUCAUUUCGACUUUGGACGGAAAGACGAACCCGAUGCCUUUGAAGAGCUGGGGACAGGAAACCGAAUCGCCACCUGGCUGCUUUACAUGAGUGACGUGCAGGCAGGGGGCGCCACAGUUUUCACUGAUAUAGGAGUUGCUGUCUGGCCCAAAAAGGGCUCAGCCGUGUUCUGGUACAACCUGCACCCCAGUGGAGAAGGAGACUACCGGACCAGACACGCUGCCUGUCCUGUUCUGGUCGGAAACAAGUGGGUGUCUAAUAAGUGGAUCCAUGAGCGAGGGCAGGAGUUCAGGAGGCGCUGUGGCCUCCAGGAGACGGACUGACCUCCGACUCAUCAACACUGCUGCUCCUCCUCUUCUGGCGGCACCGGUGAUCGGACACAGCUACCUCGAUUGCACCAGUGUGAGCGAGCCUCUUGAUGUAUGGUAGGGUUCCACUAACAGUAAGAGCCGGUAAUCAGAAACAAGUUUCCAGUGACGAGAGCUCAUUUCUGGAGUUGUGAUCAUUGACACUGAACAUGUUUUACCUGAAACCAUCAGUUUAUAUAAUCUAGGACUUUUCAUUUGGGUCCCAUUAUGUUUCGGGGUCGGUGCCUUCUGUUACUGUUUUUGCCAUGUUUUCUUAAACUUACCUAAAGUUCUGGGACUGUUACAGUGAUGACUACUGGUUUAACAGAGCCAUCCAGCUGUGUUGUUUUAUAGCAGCUGUUUCUCAUGUCAACGUCUGCCUUUUAUCUUACAGCUUUUAAUGCAGUGUGUAGUUUGUGCUGCUGUAUUGCACUAGACAGAGUUGUUCUAAUGUGGGAUGCAACUGAUUAUUGAUUUGUUAAUCUGUUUACCUUUCUGAUUAAUCAUUUCGCCUUUAAGAUGUUACACAUAUUUGAAAACCGUCUAAGGUGACAUUGACAAAUGUCUUGUUUUGUGUGAUCACCAGAACCAAAGAUAUUCAGGUUCUAGUGAUUAAAAAAACAAAGAAUCCGCAGAUUGGAGAAGCUGCAACCAGCAAAUGUUUGCUAGGUUUAAUUGUUAAAUAAUGUAAAUUAUUUAUUGACGCAUUUAAGUCUUUGUUAGCGUAUAUUUCUCAAAUUUAGUCUACUGUUAUUAAUAGAAACUAGAUGCAAGUAAUAAGCUGUAAAUGUAAGUAAAGCUGGCAGUGAUUUGAUUAGUUAAUUGAAAGGAAAUGAUCAGUUUUGAAUCUUUUUUAUUUUUUUAUUUUUAUUUAUUCAUUAGGUCUAGCUUCUCAGAAUAUAGCAAGUUUUCUUUUUCAUAGUAAACAUCUUUGAGUUUUCUAUUGCUGGUUGAUUAAGACAAGACACUUGAACGUGUCAGCUUAGACUCAGAAUGCUGUGAUUUUUUUAUUUUUUAUUUUUUAUUUUUUUAUAAACCAAGCAACCAAUGAUUGAUGAAAUCAUUGUACCUGUCAUAAUAACUAAUA